AGCCCUCCGUGGUGAUGUUCCAUCAGGUCACUUGACCAAACCCGCCAGUCACGAUGGGCUCAAAGGAUCAGAAUAUCCAGCCAUUGCGCGCCAUCGCAAUCAACUGUUGCGUUUCAAAUCCAGUGAUUCGAUGCCUCGACCAAGCACCGGUCAUUCAACUGUGCGUGCCAAGGCGUUCUUCAUUUUGCUGCUCCUGGGUGGGCAUGAAGCCGUCCGCAUUCACGAGGAUGUCAACCUGACGGCCCUAACCUAUCAGAAUGAAGACCCCAUGUGGGAGAAGGUCUACAGAGAUAUGAACAAGGAUUGCUAUUGGGAGCGCACGUGGGGCUAUUGCUACGGUGAUGGAUGCGUGUGGAAACCCUUCGCCUUGGACUUUAGACCUCACGAGGGAUCAUGCCGGAAGAGUGAUAAAUACUUGCUGAAGACGGACCCUCACAACUCCAUGCAAAUGUUUGCUGGAAUCCUCAAAGCAAAGAGCGAGAAGUACGCCAAGAACUGCCAAG
Durusdinium trenchii is the source of this 503-nucleotide messenger RNA. The record is from the annotation of a GenBank genome assembly. Lineage: Eukaryota; Dinophyceae; Suessiales; Symbiodiniaceae.